Cyphomyrmex costatus is the source of this 1168-nucleotide messenger RNA. RefSeq lists its product as uncharacterized. Lineage: Eukaryota; Metazoa; Arthropoda; Insecta; Hymenoptera; Formicidae. The record is from RefSeq and is a predicted model, not a curated record. The coding region runs from base 146 to 1135 and encodes 329 amino acids. The transcript has 5 exons.
CAUAUAUGUGACCUCGUCAAUCAUGUCAACCGUCGCUGAGCGCAGAAAAGUGAAGGUAGUCUGUUAUUUCAGCUCGUUGUAAGAAACGAGAGGAAAAAGCAAAGAGGAAAUAAAGAGUGGCAAAUUUUGUAUUCGUCAUCUAGCAAUGGAGGACGAGGACUUUGGUUUCGCGAAGAGAACGGACAAUGUCUUAAAGAAGGUUUUUACUGUUAAUAAUGAACAAACACACAAGAAUACAAUUCAUAACGUUGGACAUCUAAUCCGUUCUCCGCCAAAGACAUCGGAAGUCGUUGGUGGAGGUGGAUCAACGACACCAGCGCCUCUGAUUGGGGCCGGAAGCGAGGGCCCUCAACGCGCGUCAACCGCCGCUGGUUCAGUCGUGCCCAACACGCCGAACAUACCGAACGUGGUAGAGUACCAUCUUAAAGUCAAGCCUAGGUCAACGACAAGGCACUGCCGGCUCGAUAACGUUCCCAGAGAUCAGCCUUUAAAAGAGAUGAAGAAGGAGAAGGUGUCUUCUGACGAUAAGAAGAAGGAUCUCGUGUCGAAGUUGUCACGUCUGUCCAUUGAUAAUAAUGUUUUUGAGGGCUCUACUGAUCUGCCGCAAGUAUUUCAGGUGAAAUAUUUGGGAUCCCAUGAUGCAAGAGGCCUCUGGGGCAUCAAGCACACAAGAACACCCGUCGAUAAUAUGGUUUCUGCUGCGAAGGCUUUGCCGACUAACACAAUGCUGCCUCUUAUCAAGCUAGUAGUUUCUCAGGAGGGAGUUGCCUUGCUGCCACUAGACAAGAGGAAGCAGGAUGCUAAAUUAUCCAGAAUGUAUCCUAUUGAGACGAUUUCCUACGGAGUGCAAGAUCUAGUUUAUACUAGGGUCUUUUCCAUGAUUGUUGUUCGCGAGACGGAGAACUUCAGGAGAAUCUCGCCAUUCGAAUGUCACGGUUUUGUCUGCGAGUCGAAAUAUUAUGCGAGGCAAUUGACGUACGCUCUUGCUGCAGCCUUCGAAAUGUACUCCAAGAUCGUAAAGGCUCAGGAAAAACUAACCGGAGUCAGCGCAAGCACCGCCAGGAAAAGAUUUGCGAUCGACCUAAGAAGCCCCGAGGAAAUUGAGGCGGAUCUUACGAUGGAUUCCGAAGCGUAACUUUUGAAAUUUAAUAUCAUUUUUUAGAUUAAG